This is a messenger RNA of Drosophila eugracilis, 2285 nucleotides long. It is a transcript of the gene Hydr2, whose product is annotated as abhydrolase domain-containing protein 2. Lineage: Eukaryota; Metazoa; Arthropoda; Insecta; Diptera; Drosophilidae. Gene Ontology annotation, cellular component: sperm flagellum; sperm plasma membrane. The record is from RefSeq and is a predicted model, not a curated record. The transcript has 5 exons. Gene Ontology annotation, biological process: steroid hormone receptor signaling pathway; medium-chain fatty acid catabolic process; sperm capacitation. The coding region runs from base 282 to 1478 and encodes 398 amino acids. Gene Ontology annotation, molecular function: acetylesterase activity; monoacylglycerol lipase activity.
ACACUAAAUCAUCAGUUAAAAAAAAUCGCAGAAGGCGAAGGCAAAAUUUCUGAGCACGAUUUAAAUCCGGUUCCCUUGGAAAGUGUUUACAUAUAUUUGCCAGCAAAAAAUAGCAAACGGCCAUAAAAGACACAAUCAAACACAUUACACUUGGCCCCCUAAAAAAUACAAGAUAACCGAAGGAAAGGCGGCAAAUCGAAGGAUAAGUUGAAAGGGAUUGGAUGUUAAGGCUGCCAAUUUCCUCGGAUCCUGGGUAAAAAAUCGGAGGACACUGCGCCACCAUGUCCACCGCCUUCCUGACGCUCAUCGCCGUCAUUGUGUGCAUACUUUUCCGCAUCCUCAAUGUUCACAGUCAGCCACUAAAACCAAGUGUGUGGUGCCUAGACGCCCAGUUCCUGGAUUGCCUUUACAAAAUAGCACCCGUGCUAAGGGAGCCUUACAUUCCUCCACGUCUUUGGGGAUUUAGUGGCCAUGUCCAGACAGUUUUGCACAGUAUUGUGGGCCGAGUUCGUUGUCCUUGGCCUCUAGGAGAGAGGGUCUACAUGUCGCUCCAGGAUGGCUCCACUUUGACCUACGAUUUGUAUCAGCCACUCACCGAACAGGAGGAUGACAUCACCGUGGCCAUUUGCCCGGGCAUCGCUAAUAGCUCAGAAUCAGUGUACAUUCGCACUUUUGUGCAUCUGGCCCAGUGCAAUGGAUACCGCUGUGCGGUCCUGAAUCACAUUGGAGCGCUUCGCAGUGUACAGGUGACCUCCACGCGUAUUUUUACCUACGGACACACGGAGGAUUUCGCGGCCAUGGUGGAGCAUUUGCACCAGAAGUACCGCCAAAGUCGAAUGGUUGCUGUAGGUUUCAGCUUGGGCGGCAAUUUGGUCACCAAAUACAUGGGCGAGGACCAGAAGACAAAGCCCAACAGCGUAAUUGGAGGCAUAUCCAUAUGUCAAGGCUAUAAUGCCGUCGAGGGAACCAAAUGGCUGCUGAACUGGCAAAACUUCCGUCGCUUUUACCUGUAUAUCAUGACGGAGAACGUGAAGAGCAUUAUCCUGAGACAUCGACAUGUCUUGCUGUCUGACGAGGUGAAAGCUCGGCAUAAUCUCAACGAGCGCGAGAUCAUCGCCGCUGCCACUUUACCCGAAUUGGAUGAAGCUUAUACGAGGCGGGUGUACAACUUCCCAUCCACCCAGGAACUGUAUAAGUGGAGUUCGUCGCUGUUCUACUUCGAUUCGAUUAAAAAGCCCAUGAUCUUCAUCAAUGCCAAGGAUGAUCCUUUAAUUCCAGAGGAUUUGCUGCAUCCCAUUAAAGAAUAUGCUAUUUCUAGGCAAAACACGGCCUACGUUGAGGUGGCUCAUGGUGGCCAUCUGGGCUUCUACGAAGGUGGUUUCUUAUAUCCAAAUCCGGUGACUUGGCUAGACCGCACACUGGUGGCCAUGGUUGGAUCUUUGGUCAUGAUGCAGGACGUCGGAAAGGUGGCAUCUUAGGCCGCGGCGCUACUCCCACACGCACACACGAAAAUUAAAGGCUUUUGUGGCAAAAUUUGUUGUCGCUGACGAAUAUGAAUUUUUGAUGGAACAUCGGAACAGAACCCGAAAUACCCCAUACAUAUAGUUCUAAAAUAUAAUAUCGAUGUGCAGCACGUAAAAAUUAUCAGCCGCGCAAGCAGGAAAACAUAAAUUAAUGUAUACUUUUGCAAAGUGCAUUUAAAACAGAGAAAUUGCAGUUUUCGACAAAGGGUAAUAUGCUUUUUGUGACUUUUUGAACAGCCAAACAAAAAACAAUAUAUCAGUUGAACUUGUACCUUAGUUAGUUAACGCGAACCACAUGUAUCCAUGUACUUAUGUCUAAGCAAAUUCCUAUUUAUUAGCAUUUUACUUUGUGAUCUAAAAGGUUUAAUUAUGUAUAUUUUAUAUAUGAUAUCUACACCAGGCACAGCACAAAACAUAUAAUGUAUGACAGUAAUUAUAAAUUGUAAGUCCCCGGCCGCACCCCUAUAAAAUAGCAGAAAAAUGCCUUAAUGUAGGACCUUGUUUUAUAAGUGUGUAUAUGAUUUUAAUUAUUCAGAUUGUACUACGAUGCAUUUCAUGAAAAUCAAAGAGAAACCAAAUGAAAUUUGCCCAACGACGGCUUCAAUUUUGUAUACUUUUUCUGAUCAUUAUCCAAGUUGAUAGUCAGAUAGAUCGCGAUUUGUUUACCAAUAUAGUAGAGUAUGAAGAAAUAUUUAUAAAUGUAUUUGUAAAAGUAACUAUUAAUAUACUAAAACGAACAAAUAAAAGUUGACUAAAAAAAUA